Messenger RNA from Danaus plexippus (monarch butterfly), 1580 nucleotides. It is a transcript of the gene Taldo, whose product is annotated as probable transaldolase. NCBI's taxonomy places the organism in Eukaryota, Metazoa, Arthropoda, Insecta, Lepidoptera, Nymphalidae. The coding region runs from base 347 to 1345 and encodes 332 amino acids. Gene Ontology annotation, molecular function: transaldolase activity. The record is from RefSeq and is a predicted model, not a curated record. Gene Ontology annotation, cellular component: intracellular anatomical structure; cytoplasm. The transcript is spliced from 7 exons. Gene Ontology annotation, biological process: pentose-phosphate shunt, non-oxidative branch; pentose-phosphate shunt; carbohydrate metabolic process.
UAUAACCUUAAAGUAAUACAAAGAAUUAUUUUCUAAAGUAAUAUUAGAAAUAGUAAAAGGGCACUGAACAUGCAAAUGACAGAUUUUUUUAAAAUGAAAACGUAAAAAUUAAAGAAAGUUGUAAAUAUUAUUCUAAAAUAUUAAUUUUACAUAAACAAUCAACUACCAAGUUAGUCUUAAGUAGAAGAAGGUUAUCGUUGUGCGAGAGUGACGGCUUCAUUACGUUUACACUUUACACGAUUUUGCGGGGUCACCUUCAAAUUUAUAGAUAGGAGCGUAUUUCACGUUUCGCUCGGUGUCGUUUCGUUUCAGUUUACCUUUCAGGUUUUUAAGAAAUAUAUUUAGUAUGAGUAGUGAACCUCAAGCAAAGCGUACAAAAAUGAGUGCCUUAGACCAAUUAAAACAAUUUUCAACUGUUGUGGCCGAUACCGGUGACUUCGAAGCUAUGAAGGCUUACAAGCCUACGGAUGCCACUACGAAUCCAAGUUUAAUUCUCUCUGCAGCUGGUAUGGAACAAUAUCAACAUUUGCUGGACAAAGCUAUCAAAUAUGGAAUGGACUGUGGGGGAAAUCUAGAAGAACAAUUAUCUGAGGUCAUGGACAUGUUAAGCGUUUUGUUUGGUUGUGAAAUACUAAAAAUUAUACCUGGACGUGUUUCUGUUGAAGUAGAUGCGAGAUUGUCAUUCGAUAAGGAUGCUAGUAUGGCUAAAGCAAUAAAAUUGAUUGGCAUGUUUGCUGAGCAAGGUAUCAAGAAAGAGAGGAUUUUGAUCAAACUUGCAUCAACAUGGGAGGGUAUCCAAGCUGCACGGGAAUUGGAGAAAAAACAUGGUAUUCAUUGUAAUCUGACCCUCCUGUUCUCAAUGUGCCAAGCAAUUGCAUGUGCUGAGGCCAAUGUGACACUGAUAUCACCAUUUGUUGGAAGAAUAUUGGAUUGGUAUGUGGAACACACAAAGUUGACAUAUGAACCCAAGGAUGAUCCGGGAGUGUUGUCUGUAUCCCGUGUGUACAACUACUACAAGAAGUUUGGCUACAAGACACAGGUUAUGGGGGCCUCAUUCCGUAACACUGGAGAGAUAAAAGAGCUGGCUGGCUGCGAUUUGCUCACCAUCAGUCCAAAACUGCUUCAGGAGCUUGCCAACAGUGAACAGCCUCUUAAGAAGGUUCUUGAUUCAAAAACAGCGGCUCAGUGUGACAUUAAGAAAAUAUCUUUAACCGAGGCACAGUUCCGCUGGCAACUGAAUGAAGACCAAAUGGCCACUGACAAACUUUCCGACGGCAUCAGAAAAUUUGCAGCGGAUGGCAGGAAGCUGGAAUCUCUCAUUAAAUCAUUACUCUCUAAGAAGUAAAAUGGUUAAGAAAAUGAAAACAUGGGGAAGGAUUCGGAAAUAUAUCUAUAGUUCAUAUAAAAACGUUGCAUUGUUUUUUCUACAUUUGUAGUUUUUAUAUAUUUUUUUUUAGAAUUUAAGCGAAAAUGGGUCCAAAAUUCACAUUUAAAACUUUUAUACAUUCCUAGUUUUGUUGUUUUUUUUUAUUGCCUUUCUAUGGUGCUGUUUAUCACAAUAAAUAUUUUAUUUUCAACUA